CCUUUUCAUCAUCAGAUGAGCGCAAGCGUAGCCGCCAUGUUGAAACGGCGGUAAUUCAAAAAAAUUCGUACUGUUUUAAUCAACAAUGGCUGGGCAAGGACUAUUAUCUCCACAAAGAAAUAAAUUAUUGGAAAAAACCAUCGAUGGUGCUUCACUUAUUUAUGAUUCAGUUGAAGCUCAUAAUUGUGAACAAUUGAAAAGGUGGCUAAAAUGUCAUGGGCGUCCGCAAAAAGGGAAAAAAAGUGAGCUGAUUGAGAGAGUCAAAAAUGCAAUUAGGAAUAAUGUACCAGUGGACCAAACAGUUGACAAAGGAAAAUGGCUAAAUAUUCUAAAUACACUUAAUCAAAAUCCAAAUGUAGUGCAGAGUCCUAAAAUAAAUUAUCCUAACAUUUGGCAACCAUUUCCUUCUGACAAAGUACCCAAGAAUUUCACCUACGGAUCUAUGUACCAUUAUCUAGUGACAUCAUGCAUAAAUGACGACUAUGAUAACAGUGAUAUUGAAAAUGAAGACCAUAAUAAUCAAACUCCAAAAGCUGAUUAUAGUACGUCAAAACCGUUAAAACGAGGAAAAUUGUAUGUAGAAAGCGGCCACGUUUUUGAAAUUUUUGAAGGCGUAACAUCUGAUCAGAUGUUUUGCAUGAAGUGCAAAAUUCAAGCUUCGUAUAAAGCUAAAGAAAUUCAUCAAGUGUCAGUUAUGAUCAAUCCGUUAACUGCUCGAGUGAUUCAAGGUACAUGUGAUUGCAAAGCUUCUAGUAUGGGCCGUUGUUCUCAUGUAGCUGCUCUACUAUAUGUACUAUUGAAUUAUUUGGAUGAUUGUGACGAAGAUAAUGUUCCUUGUACAAGUAAACUAUGUAGCUGGAAUCAAGGUAGAAAGAAAAAAGAACCUCACAAAGCAGAUGAGCAGCAAUAUAAAAAUAAAAAUGACAUGAGUAAACGCAGGUCAUAUGAUCCUGGCCGAAGUUUAACAAGACCUGUAGACAAAUAAAAAAUUAAUAAUUUUUUAUCAGAUUUGCAAUUAAUAAAUGCUAGUCGAAAAGCUCCUUCAAUGUGGCAAUUAUUACUACAGCCGCAAUACGAGGAUUAUGUAUUAGAAAAACC
This is a messenger RNA of Cotesia glomerata, 1098 nucleotides long. RefSeq lists its product as uncharacterized. Bases 86 to 985 code for a protein of 299 amino acids. Gene Ontology annotation, molecular function: zinc ion binding. Lineage: Eukaryota; Metazoa; Arthropoda; Insecta; Hymenoptera; Braconidae. The transcript is spliced from 2 exons. The record is from RefSeq and is a predicted model, not a curated record.